GUACGCGCAAUCGCUAUCUGUUUCUUCUUGCGAGCGACAAUGUCGAAGCUCGACCAUCUCAGUCGAAUAAUCUACCACGAAAAACAGCAGCCGGGCUCAAUGCUUUGUGCUCAACACGCUCUCAACAAUCUGCUUCAAGGGAACUACUUUACUGCACCGGACCUCUCAGAAAUUGCUCGAAAUCUAGAUAGCUUGGAGCAGAGUUACGAUGAGGACAGGGGAGCAAGUAGCAGUAAUAUGGACGAUACCGGAUAUUUCUCCGUUCAAGUUCUAGAGAAUGCGCUGUCGGUGUGGGGUUUGAGCCUUGUACGAUGGAGAGGAGAGCAAAUGCGUCCCUAUCAAGAGCAUCCACAUACCCAACAGGCAUUUAUAUUGAACUAUCAGGAGCAUUGGUAUACCCUUCGUCGCUUUGGACUCGAAAACGAUGAAGGCGGACAUUGGUUCGAUUUGAAUUCUCUCCUUCCCGCACCUAAAUGGGUCGGCCGCCUUUACUUGGGGAUGGUUUUGCAACAGGCAGAAGCUGAAGGUUAUUCUGUGUUUGUAAUAACACAUCUAAACACUUCGAACAGUUUACCGCGUACAGACGUAGAUCAACUCGCCGCUACUAUACCCGAAGACAGUCUGCAAGACCCCUUAGAUUCCCAACGACGAGAGGCAGCUUAUGCGGAGGGUCUAGAAGAUGAAGAUUGGGAGCUCCAAGCAGCACUUCAUGCAUCAUUAGGAGGAGCCGUAGCAGAAGCUCCAACCCAACCCCCUCGGCUUCUGAGAAGACCCAUACCUUUACCAGAAUCUGGUCCGCCUUCCGGUACCGGAUCUGGAGCUCUUACUCCGGCGACACAGUCGACCUCACUCUUACCGUCAGUCCCGAGUGAAGAUGACGACACUUCCCAGUUAGCUGCUGCCAGCCGAGAACGCGGUCGCAGGAUGUUGGAGCAGAUGACGGCCGAGCAACACCAAGCACAACAAGAUCUAUGGCGAGAAGGUAACAGACCGGUCCGAAGAAGCGAAGACCACGAAUAUGAAGAGAUGCUGAGGCGCGCCAUUGCAGAGAGCGAGGCACUUGCAAAGACCGAAGGACAUCUUGGUUGUGAAAGCAGCAACGACGGAAGUGACAUAGACGUGGACGACUCUUCACUUACACCUCACACUCCCCGAAUCGCCCCAGUACAACAAGAGCGUGUGUACGAUGAUGAUGAUGCGGAACUGCAAGCAGCCUUGAGGGCGUCUCUGGAGCAGAUGCCACCCGGUUGGGUUCCUCCUGGAGAGUCUGCUUCGGUGCCAUCUUCUUCCACCACGCAGCCGCCGUCCUGUGGUUCCGCCGUCUUAACGACCGAACCAGACGACACCAUUGAUGAAUUAUCAGAGUACGAACCUGAACAACCUUCAUCUGACCAACCUGCCCAAGAAGUGGAUCAGGAGGAGAUCAGGAGGCGAAGAUUGGCUAGGUUUGGUGGCUGAAGAAACUUUACACGAAUACCAAUAAUCGUAUCACAGUACAAAUUGUGUAACGUUACAAUCAAUUUUUAAGUCUGGAUGAUCCGUUACCGCUG
Messenger RNA from Marasmius oreades (fairy-ring Marasmius), 1550 nucleotides. RefSeq lists its product as uncharacterized. The transcript has 7 exons. The coding region runs from base 40 to 1458 and encodes 472 amino acids. Gene Ontology annotation, biological process: protein deubiquitination. Gene Ontology annotation, cellular component: nucleus. The record is from RefSeq and is a predicted model, not a curated record. Lineage: Eukaryota; Fungi; Basidiomycota; Agaricomycetes; Agaricales; Marasmiaceae. Gene Ontology annotation, molecular function: cysteine-type deubiquitinase activity.